UGAAAAGGUCCAAGCAAAAGAGGCAAAGAUACAGUUGAUGACUAGGCUUCGAGAAAUCAUCGGGAAGGCUCCAGCUUAUGAAUGGCUUAUUCAAAGCCUACGAAAAGAGCUUUUACUCACACCCCCGGGUAGCAACAUGAUUCAUUUCAGGGACACAAUCAUCAGCGACUUGCUAUCUACUAGGCCAAGCGCGGCACCUCUAUCGGGAAGCUUCACGGUAUUGUUUCAAAUGCGAUGGGACCUUCUACUAUUCAUCCAGGAGCAGGAUUAUCAGGAACCAGCCGAUGCUGUCCUCGAGGGAGCUCUAACUCUGACCGGCCAUGUAAAGAACGCCCAGGCUUUGCCGUGCGCUCAAUAUAUGCGCCAGACUUGGCCCCUGACCGGAGGGGACAUACUUGACCUCGUUAAGCGCGUCAUCGGCAGCGGAAAGCGCUGCGAGCAGAGCACAACUUUGUUUGACGGGACCAAAUUGACACUCGUGAAGGCAGCGUCCGACUUUCAUAUCAAGGCCACAGGAGAUCCCUGGUCUAUUGCGGAAGUGGCAGAGCAGCUUGCAUGGCUGGGUGCUGCCUUACGCCCCCCAUUCUAUACAACUGCUCUGAACCUUUGCACGCCGUCAGUUAGUCUCAAAAGUCUUCAACGGGACCCACCACAUCUUGCGACCUUCGAGAUCGAAUUCUCACAUGAGGAGCAGCCCGGCCUGCUCUGCCCUAGGCCAGGUGAAUGUUGGAAGAAUCUCUUCAAUAGUCACAUGGUCGUGGCGGGUUACCCUAUCCUACGCAGAGCCCAGGUAGACACCGGUCUUGAGAUUUCCUUAGGUAUCAUGGCUGCACUAGUCCAAGCUCGGGUGACCAUAUUCGAUGGCAAAGUCUAUCUCAAAGGCUUUUGUACGAUGAUGAUUCCAACAAGGUUCAUAGAUGAUGUGGUACUGUGGCAUAUUAUCUUCAACAACAAGGGCGAGUAUGUUUCUUAUACGGACCCUCAGGUCCACAGCCUUGAGGGGCUGUAUCCCGAUAAACUCACCAUGACCCAGCUCCAAGUCAGCCGACAUAUUCUGGGAUGGUGUUCAAACGCUCUGAACCGUGCCGGAUCCCGAGAUGCAAAUUAUAGCAUCGACUGGUCCGGGUUAUUGCAACCAUUCAGAGGCUUUGAGCUCGAGAGGGUGUUUAUACACAGCGGACGAAUAGUCCAGAAAGAUGUCUCGGCAGUGCUUGGGAAGCGGGACAGACCGGCGUAUUUCGGCUCCGACGUUUACUUGGACAGGCUGAAGUGGAUCUCUCGCAAAUUCGUCGUCUUGUACGAUGUGACUGAUAAACGGGGCUGGCUCACCGAUGGCGCCAGCGCGCUUCUACAUCUGGUUCGGGCGUCCCUCAUCAGUGACGAAACCGGGGACUUUGGGGAGGACUUUCUCCUUGAUUGGGCAGAUGUCGAGGAGCCAAGGGAGUCCGGAGCGUCAGCCAAGGCUGCGGCUAUUGCCUUUUUGAGAAAUGAACAGAACAAAAAUCUCAAGCUAUAUGGGGCCAGCGAUAGCUCAGCCGGUCCGGCGGUUUCGUCCUCUGGCAGCGGCGCAGCGGGCCCGAGGAGGCAGGACGCGCCAUAUUACAUGUUGAAGAAUCGUGUUGAAGCAAUAUUUUAUCCGAUGGAGCAGAUAAUUACCCACCAAGAGCAGGUAGGUGUGGCACGACAGAUGGGCUUUACGACGAAUCAAGCGCCCGACGCUCUGGAGGGGUUUGAUUUCAUGGACGUGGCCACCGGCGAGGAUGUGUUCUCGGCCCGGUUCACGGAAAUUGAGCCUGAUUGCAGGGGCUGGGUGGACUUUGCUCGAUCUAUCCACGCCGUCGUUUUGUUCGGGAACGGAUUUGGCGAAAUCAUUCAACCGAGCAAUGCGGAAGAUGUCUGUCCUAUGUGGGCUAGUGUCCCCAGAGGAUUAGACUGCCUCGCAGCAUGCGUGUCUGAUAUCGAGUCUAUCCUCAAAAGGCGGGGAAGCUCGCGGGCUAAUCCCUGGCGUCUGGUGGAUGGUAUUAUUUGGCACAGCCCUGAACGAACCUUCGAGCCAUGCCAAUGCCACGACGGCCCCAGGACCGAGGCCUGUAACAGAGUCCAAGUCCUAUUUCCGGAUAGUUGGCCUGGGAUCAGUGGCCGAGCCUUUGUUAGUCCAUUUACACUGAUCAAGAAUGGAGCUGUAAUAUUCGGUCAAGGCCCUACAUCGCUGGACUUUGGCCGGCCAGAGACCGUGAGCCGGAGUCAGGGCGUAUCGAAUCCUUCCAAGACAUCCUAUAGCCCUUCUCUCGACAGCGGCCUUGGUCAGAGCCAGGGCUUGCCAGCGACCACGGAAAUGAGCGAAGGUCCGCAGCCGGGACAGAAGAGGCCUUCCUGUGAUAUGGAAACAACACUGCGAUCCGGGAAACGCCGCGCGGUUCCACUGGAGUCGGGUGCCAUGCCAAACUGGCGUACUGAGCCCUCUCCGCUGGACUAUAAAGUGGGAUGGCUCUGCGCGAUCAAACCCGAAUUCGACGCCGCGCUCGCAAUGCUAGAUGCAACCUACGACCGGGGAUUCGGACAUGGGUCCGAUCAGAACCUGUACACUCUAGGCCGGAUCGGGGUCCACAACGUCGUCAUUACCUGCCUUCCGAUGGGACGGUACGGUACCAAUGCGGCCGCGGUGGCCGCCACCCGGAUGAUGAACCGGUUUCCGAACAUCCAAAUCGGCCUCAUGGUUGGGAUCGGCGGAGGGAUCCCAACGGCGAGAAACGAUAUUCGCUUGGGGGACAUCGUCGUCAGCAAGCCGGAAAGUCACCACGGGGGAGUCAUCCAGUACGAUAUGGGGAAAUACACCCGAGAUGGGUUCGAGUCAGUCGGAUAUCUCAACCCUCCCCCGGAAAUACUGCUGAAUGCCCUGAACUGCAUGCCGGCACACGGGACGCCGCUGGGGAUUGGUCCCAACGACCUAUUCACCCCGUAUCCCGGGGAGGAGCUCGAUUGUCUCCAUACCUCCGACCAACUCGCCCCGCGAGAUCCCGGCCAUCGAGAGCGUCGGGGACCACAUGUCUUCUACGGCACGAUUGCGUCGGGCAAUGCGAUCAUCAAAGACGCCACCGUGCGCGAUCGCCUGGUGCAGACGAACGGUUUCCUCUGCGUGGAGAUGGAAGCGGCCGGCCUGAUGAAUAGCAGUUUCCCUUGUCUGGUCAUCCGCGGAAUAUCCGACUAUGCGGAUUCCCAUAAGAACGACAGGUGGCAGGCAUAUGCGGCCGCUGCCGCUGCCAGGUACGCUCGGGCUUUUCUCUUUGUCAUUCCUGAGAAUCUUGCGGUUUCGAAUCCUUCCUGAAGUAGCGGCAUUGGGAGGGGCUCGGAUGGAUGCUGCGCGAAGCGAUUCUGAAGCUACCACUCCCUUGUAUCUCUGAUGUCUAUGAUCCGGUUUCUCGGUGUGUGGUACAAUACAUGCAUACAUGAUGAAGUAGGGCAUCUGCACCCUUCGAAUAAUCUUGAAAAGGCAUUGCAAACGGUCUGAAAUUAGUGUAGGAAUUCUAUCUAGAG
Aspergillus uvarum CBS 121591 is the source of this 3534-nucleotide messenger RNA. Its product is annotated as 5'-methylthioadenosine/S-adenosylhomocysteine nucleosidase family protein. The transcript has 3 exons. Gene Ontology annotation, biological process: nucleoside metabolic process. The record is from RefSeq and is a predicted model, not a curated record. Gene Ontology annotation, molecular function: catalytic activity. The coding region runs from base 38 to 3325 and encodes 1095 amino acids. Lineage: Eukaryota; Fungi; Ascomycota; Eurotiomycetes; Eurotiales; Aspergillaceae.